Messenger RNA from Didymodactylos carnosus, 762 nucleotides. The record is from the annotation of a GenBank genome assembly. Lineage: Eukaryota; Metazoa; Rotifera; Eurotatoria; Philodinida; Philodinidae.
AUGGAUACGACGGAUCUUCAAACAAGCGAAGUCCCCAUUUCUACACGAGAAGUUUAUGAAAGUGGGGAUGGCAGUUCCAGCAAUGUUGAUAUCGACGGAGGUAAUAACACAGAGAAUGAAGAUAGUAACGAAGAAGAGGAGGAACAAGUUCCAAAUUUGUAUGAUUCAGACAGCAUCUCCGAAGGUGAAGGUGAAAGUGUAACAAAACAAAAUGUUAAAAAUUCAAAGUUGUUAAAUAAUUAUUACACUUGUUCAUCGUUAAAUUGGAAAAUGCAGUAUCCAAUCACAAAUAAAGCGUAUGCCGACUUGAGUAAUCUACAGCGAAACACUUUGAAACGAAAGGUUAGGAAAUUUCACACUGUACGUAAACUAAAAUAUUAUUUACAAGCAAAUAUUCCUCUCCAACAAACUCGAUACGGCGCAUUUAUGCAUGUUCUCCAUGCUGUACAGUUAUUAUUGCUGAAUAAUCCCGACACUAUGAACUCUAUUCAGUCAUCUACCAAAGCGUUACGGUUUCGUCUAGCCCAAGAUGGGACCUGGAUUGGAAAGUAUUUGAAUUGUAUCGUAUCCACAUUAAGUUGGCUUGAUUUAGGAAGAGAAAGUCAAAAACCAAGCGCAAUGGUUCCACUAGCUAUAUUUAGAAUUUCAAAAGAAAAUCGAACUACGUUGGAAAAGUGUAUUCCGCCCGAUUUCGUGGAAAUGUUUGCACCGAAUCAGACAAUACAGUUAGCUAACACAACGUACAAAAUUGAGUUUUUUUAA